Messenger RNA from Drosophila willistoni, 1215 nucleotides. It is a transcript of the gene Rab4, whose product is annotated as ras-related protein Rab-4B. The transcript is spliced from 4 exons. The coding region runs from base 106 to 747 and encodes 213 amino acids. Gene Ontology annotation, biological process: Rab protein signal transduction; regulation of endocytosis. NCBI's taxonomy places the organism in Eukaryota, Metazoa, Arthropoda, Insecta, Diptera, Drosophilidae. The record is from RefSeq and is a predicted model, not a curated record. Gene Ontology annotation, cellular component: endosome. Gene Ontology annotation, molecular function: GTP binding; GTPase activity.
UAUUGACUACCUGGUGCAUAUCGCCCGUCAUUCCGAGCUCUGCAUCAGUUCCUUGUGAAGGAGAGAAGAUUACAAAAAAACAACGACGCAAAAGCAGCAAAAACAAUGUCUGAGACAUACGAUUACCUGUUCAAGUUUCUGAUAAUUGGCAGUGCCGGAAGUGGGAAAAGCUGCCUUUUACAUCAUUUCAUCGAAAGCAAAUUCAAAGACGAUAGCUCCCACACAAUUGGGGUGGAGUUUGGUUCACGUAUUGUUAAUGUUGGUGGUAAAUCAGUGAAAUUGCAAAUCUGGGAUACUGCUGGACAGGAAAGAUUCCGAUCGGUGACACGCUCCUAUUAUCGCGGAGCGGCUGGUGCAUUACUGGUCUAUGACACAACUUCGAGGGACUCGUUCAAUGCAUUGGCAAAUUGGCUAAAUGAUGCCCGGACAUUAGCCAGCCCAAAUAUUGUUAUACUCCUGGUGGGUAAUAAAAAGGAUUUGGAGGAAGCACGCGAUGUGACAUUCUUGGAGGCCAGCACCUUUGCCCAGGAGAAUGAGCUUAUCUUCUUGGAGACGAGCGCCAAAACGGGCGAAAAUGUGGAAGAGGCCUUUUUGAAAUGCUCCAAAACCAUAUUGGCCAAAAUAGAGACAGGCGAAUUGGAUCCGGAACGCAUUGGCAGCGGUAUACAGUAUGGCGGAGCAGCUUUGCGAAAUCUCCAGACCCGACAACGCAGCAUUAACAAACCAGAUUGCACAUGUCGUGUGUAGAUGACGACAGGGUUAAAUCACACUCAAUAUUUACUUUACUUCUGAAUAUAUUAUAAACAAAAAAAUUAAUCUCUGAUAUGCGGCUUCACCGGAUCGCAUUAACAUUUAGGUUGUUCUUAUUUCUAUUUUGUGUCACUUUAGUUCAUUUUAGUUUUUAAUCAUUCCAAAAUGUGUGUUAGUUUAAUUUUAAACAUUUUAACAAAUUUUAUUUUAUUAUAUAACUUGCUGAAUUAUUUAUACGAAUGGUCUCCAAGAGUUAUGUAGUUAUCGUAAAUUAUAAGGGACUAAAACUGAAUGUGGCACCAGGCAACGCCAAAUGCUGGCUAACACAGAUUUCGAUUAAAAAUGGAAGGAGAAUGUGUUUGGCAUUUUUUGUUUGUAAAUAAAAUUGCACAGCGAUUAUAAUUGUAAAAUUCUCCAAGUUAUGCACGCGAUUUAAAUAAAAAGAAGAAAAAAAAAACAGCUAAA